Porites lobata is the source of this 9894-nucleotide messenger RNA. NCBI's taxonomy places the organism in Eukaryota, Metazoa, Cnidaria, Anthozoa, Scleractinia, Poritidae. The record is from the annotation of a GenBank genome assembly.
GGUGCACUUACCAAAGGUGACAGACGAGCAGCGACUGGGGCCGACUUAACGCAGUUUAAUUUUGACACGCCUUACGGCCGAUCUGCACUCAGGAACAUGUACCAAGCCAUUACUUUGGUAUGUCAGAUAGCCUGUUUCGGGAUAAAAGAUAAUAGCGUAGUAACUAGCUAAAUUGUUUUUUAUUCUCGAUAUUUUUGACCAACUAGUUGGAUUUUACUAAAACAAUUAUUCCUCUCGCCCUCAUGGCCUCUUAGUCAAUAGCCCAUUCGGCCUUCGGCCUCAUGGGCUAUUGACUCAGAGCCCAUUCGGGCUCGAGGAAUAAUUGCUAAAAAUCCCACGUUAAAGCACCCCCCGGUUUUAAACCCUCUCCCGGAUCUAAGUCCAUCUCUUUGCUAACGAAGAUAUUACAUAUUCCGGAUACAAGUCCCCCGGAUAUAAUCCCCCCCGCCCCUAUUUAUAAGCCUACCCAAAACCCCUCAAGACGUUAUAUAAGCCCAGGGUUUUAACGUGAGAUUUUACGGUAUCGGUAUGUCAGAAGUGGUCACGAAUUAGAACCAUGUGUGUUUGUUGCUUGUGUCAUCUACGACCGAGUGUUUUUUAUUUGAACUUGGGACUUAUUUUGCCUUUUUUUUUUCAGCAAUCCAUUUGUCCCGGAGUUGCUUUGUCUAAGGUUCUGUUAGCAGCACAAAUUCCCGACAAGCAUGAAUUCACAGAGUUUAACUCCAUCGCAAGGGUGAGUUUUACUUCGUUGGUCGCGAACGUGGUUAAAAUUCUUGUUUAAUUUCUCUCCUUAAAAGUGGAUUUGGAAACAAAAUUUAUGAUGUCAGAGACAAUUUUAUAUGGCAGUUAGGCAGCGAUAUUACUUCAUCAAAAUUUUGGGCAACACGUGGGAAUGGAUAAAGGAAAAACGUCAUUUUGUAAUAACAUAUAAUGCGAUCAGUAAAACAUGACUUGAUAGGAAAAAUUAGAGAGACCUUGAAUAGUGGCAACUCAAUACCCCAACAGCUAUUUUGUAACCACCAACAAUUUCUGCAGCUUUAGGAAACCUUUGUGGAAAAAGGAGAUACAUUAGUAGCCUGUUUAUAAUAAUAAUAAGCAUUUGGAAAAAUGUAAGCUCCUUGUUUGUCUUGUCCCAUCGCGUUUCUUGCUCCUCAGCAUGGCGUAUUUGUACCACGUGACUAAAGCACUACAAAGCGCCCAUUUCGUUCGGUAGUCUAGCCCGCGCCAUAGACGAAACUAAACUCUGGUUAAGUCUGUCUACGAAAAAGCGCCGAAAUCCUUGUUCUGGGCCCCACUUGUGUACCAGGAUUUGAGUAUGCGCCAUGAUUGGCCUUUUAAAAAUGCCAUUGUCCAUUUGCCAAUCAGGUUGAAAAGAAACUGGAAACGCACUUCUGGCAAAACGCUUAUUCCGUUGUGGGCCCAGAACAAGGAUCUCGGCGCUGUUUCGCAGACAUUACCUGGAAUUGCCUCUCAAAAAUAUGAAAAAAUCAAAUCGGCAAGUUUAAAUUUACGCAACUCAGCAUAAAAGCGACUCUAGCAUAGGAGGAUUUGAAGAUUUUAGUCCAGCAUAGGGUAGAAAACUUCAGCUGCACUAGCUUUAGUAUAGGCUAAGGGUCACAGGGUCCCGGCGGCACAUCCCCGCCCAAAAAAUCCUGAAAAGGUACCACCCCCCCCCCCCCCCCUCGGGGGGGUUAGAUUACAUAUGCGACGUAGGCUAUUGGUAGUUUCACAUUAGUGGUUACUUAUGGAGAAAGUCUUUCUCAAAGGUAGUCCAUUACAUUUACCGAGGUGUCCAAAUGACUGAAUUACUCUCAAGUUUAACAAAGCCCUGUUUUCUUUCGUUUCACAGCAAUGUCUUCUGUCCAUGGGAGUAACAGACGCCAGUUUCGUGGUGAAAGACAAAGACGCCAGCGAUGUGGGAAAAUUUCUCAACCGUAUUUUGGGUCUUAGUGUGGAAAGACAAAAUUUGGUAAGUACAAAGAUCCUUCCUGUUUGGUGGCAAUGAAACGUACGUUUGAGGGGAAGUUGUGGGACUACCCUUGUUUCCUAAUUUUUCUGCUAUUUGAACCCCUGUCGUGAAUUUUAUCUGUCGAUUUCUCAGUCUUCUUUUAUCAGUCCAUUUCCCACUCUUCUUUUAUCGAUCGAUUUCUAUAUCAGUCUUCUUUUAUCGUUCGAUUUCCCACUCUUCUUUUAUCGAUCGAUUUCUCAGUCUUCUUUUAUCGUUCGAUUUCCCACUCUUCUUUUAUCGAUCGAUUUCUCAGUCUUCUUUUAUCGAUCGAUUUCUCAGUCUUCUUGUAUCGAUCGAUCGAUCGAUUUCUCAGUCUUCUUUUAUCGAUCGACUUCUCAGUCUUCUUUUAUCGAUCGAUUUCUCAGUCUUCUUUUAUCGAUCGAUGUCUCAGUCUUCUUUUAUUGAUCGAUUUCUCAGUCUUCUUGUAUCGAUCGAUUUCUCAGUCUUCUUGUACCGAUCGAUUUCUCAGUCUUCUUGUAUCGAUCGAUUUCUCAGUCUUCUUGUAUCGAUCGAUAUCUCAGUCUUCUUGUAUCGAUCGAUUUCUCAGUCUUCUUGUAUCGAUCGAUUUCGCAGUCUUCUUUUAUCGGUCGAUUUCCCACUCUUCUUUUAUCGAUCGAAUUCCCACUCUUCUUUUAUCGAUCGAUUUCUCAGUCUUCUUGAAUCGAUCGAUUUCUCAGUCUUCUUGUAUCGAUCGAUUUCUCAGUCUUCUUUUAUCGAUCGAUUUCUCAGUCUUCUUGUAUCGAUCGAUUUCUCAGUCUUCUUUUAUUGAUCGAUUUCUCAGUCUUCUUGUAUCGAUCGAUUUCUCAGUCUUCUUGUAUCGAUCGAUUUCUCAGUCUUCUUGUAUCGAUCGAUUUCUCAGUCUUCUUGUAUCGAUCGAUUUCCCACUCUUCUUUUAUCGAUCGAUUUCUCAGUCUUCUUGUAUCGUUCGAUUUCUCAGUCUUCUUGUAUCUUUGUCAGAACUAGCCGGCCAAACUGGUCAUAAUGAAAAUGAAGUGUUUGCCAAAAACCCAUCACUGCCGCGCAUACAUUUUAGAGAUAAACAGAUCUGUCCGGAUAGUCCUGAUUAAAAGUGGAAUUCUCCUGGCGGUUGUACUGGUCUGGCCAGCCAGUUCUGACAAAUUGUAAGUGCCCUAAGACUUUCUGUUAUCGAGUUUCCUUUUUUGUUUCUGUUUUCUAUUUUCGUGGUGUUACUCAAUCAGUCGCGUUUUUAACGCUCAUGGAAUUCGAAUUUUGAAUGAGUCUGAUAUCCAGAUUUUACCGCUCCUUCAGGGUAUAGGGAAGAGGAGAUGGCUGACACCACAAACUCGGCUUCGGUAUCUCAAAUAUAUAAUUUUCUCCUCUACACCGGUAGCUCGCUAGUAUAGAACAGACGCUUGUGCCUUCCCAAGCUCACUAACCCAGUUUACAGCCACUUUUCUGCUGCGCUACCUCUCACGUGACCACACCCCUUGUGCAAAGCACUUUGCGAUUUUUGCUCAUAAGAAAUGUUUCAUUGUCUCCUGUUUUAUUUGUAGUUAUUCUCGUACUUUUGUGAGUGCCUAAAUGCUGCAAUUGAAACUGCAAAGCGCGAAGGAAGGUAAGUAUUGUUUUUGUUACUGACCAGUUAAUUUCUAAGAAACUAAGUUCUUCACCCCGAAGCGUCGAUCUCGCAUAUUAAGCUUAGGGUCAAUAAAGCUUGGUUCUUGCACGAUAAGAUUUGUGUCGCAUGCAUCCUCGAAAAAACAUUGGUCUCGCAUUCAUACCCUGGACACAAAUGAAUAAUAUUGCGUGAUAAUUCUUAGGUAUAGUGAAGGCGUGACUGACGUAUCUGGAUCUUCAAUCACGAUGGUCGGCGCUGCCCAGCCUGUUUUUAGCGACUUUCAAAGAGGCCUCAUGGAAACAAAGUAAGUAGUCUUAAUGAAGAUAUGACCCUUCCCAGUCGUGAACGCAAUUUAAGCAAUUGCAAAUUUAGCCCAAAGUUACCAUUAAGUCAAUUCUUAAGGUCAUUCUUCUGUAGUAGAACCUGCAGUGAGAUUUUUGUCAAACUUUGCCGAUUGGAUGUUGUUUGAAAUAAAAUCGCGGGGUCCCCAAUCCCCAUACUCGUUUUGGAGCGGGAGCAACUUGUAAGUGCGCAGUGAUUCCUUGAGAUACCAAGGGAGCUUCCCGCAUCAACGACGGCGAUGGCAGCGAAAACGUCACUUUUAAAAUGAAUUAUAACAUAACAAAAGUAAAUCCCGCGCUCUGAUUGGUCAGUUAGCCACCACCAUUUGCCCGUCGGUGCACGCCAAGAAACUGAGCUAGUGCGGUAAAAUUUAGACAAAUUCAACAAAUCUCCUCUCCUGACCGUAAAAUACACCGAUAAAAUGCACAGAUGGAAAGUGGAAGUUGAAGAAAACACUAAGCUGUCGUUUUGAAGGAAAAAAGACAAAAGAUCAAGCGACAAAUUUGCUCUGGAUGAUUUAGUCACUGUUUUCCUCGCGGCUAGAAUCGGCUGUUCAAAGGAAAAUGGAGCCAGCGAAGAUUGAAGGUACAUUUUGUAUGUUGUUUAUAGAAGAGAAAGUCUGUUUGAAAUGUAAAUUCAUCAAUUAGCAUUGUUUUAUUGACUUUUUGGUCAAGCUGAUGCUAAAUCUAAGCAAAUAUUUCAGGAAACACGCUCAAAUUCGAGACAGCUUUGUUGUGAAGUUUUCAUCGCAUCGAUUAAAAAUUUUAGUUGAGUUUAAACGGGCACAUUACGCUGGAAUAAGCGAAUUUCAUUUGAGUACAGAAACAUUUGGGUUUUCAAAUAAAUUUUUCAAAAAAUGACUUGUGUGUGUAUUAUUUUGUUCCUCAGUGUUCAUUCAUAACAGUCGUUCAGAGAUCGGUCGAAAAACAACAACUUCAGCGCCGGCUGUGUGUCAGCGAAUUUCAGUUUUAACUUUGACUUUCAUAGCUGGAUUUCCCUAGGCAGAUUUCGAUACACAGCUAGUUAAUUUCUUUUUAAAAUUAGUGUUACCUGUUAUUCUAAAGGAAUUACCCUCAAAUUUUCUCAUUUCUGCUUUACGUAUAUUUCAAAAAUUGUCACAUAAAAUAAGCUUGAUAAUUAUUUCAUUUAUUUAGUUUUAGCUUCUUUUUUAGAGUCUUUUUAGUUGGUGUUUACAGUUGCAGCUAUAGUUUUCCCUCAAAGUUUUCACCCUAAUAUUAAGAGCAAGUAGACAGAUGCAUUCAAAAUAACAACGAAAAACGUUUUGCAAUUUACCUGAAGACAGAGAACGGUUGAUUCAGCGAAAGAAAAACUCAAAGGCAAGUUUUUGAAAAACAUAGAACAUGAUUUGUUUACGCGCGGGCAGGUGGCAGCAUCCUUAAACUCGUACCGAUGACUCAACCGAAGGCAAUUGGAAAAUAAUGUUUUUCUCUUUUGAUUAUGUUAUAAAAGAAAUGGUAAACGUUGCAGCUGUGAAACCAUGGAGCUAUGGAUGGACUUGGGAGGUUUGCUAAGCACUCAAGAAGCUAGAAGUCGCACUCGGCUAUCGCCUCGUGCGACUCUUACGCUUCUUUCGUGCUUAGGAACCUCCCGCGUGCAUCCAUAACUCCAUGGUUGCACGCUGCACGUUUACCAUUUCUUAAUUUGAGUGGUUUUUUUUGGCGUGCUUAUUCCAGUUCAAUGACAAUGUCAAACUGUAGCGGCUGCGGGUGAAUUUCUUGGGGAAAAAAAUUCUUCCUCGCUUCUUUACGUCCUCCAUAAACGUGAAAUUAGGCAUUUUCACAUCGUGUCAAGGCAAAAGCCGCCUUGUUUUAAGUGCGUGCGUCCUGUUAUGAUCUGUUGGCGCGGGCUUAUCAAGCGUGAAGUAAUGCGCAAUGCAUACGAAGGAAUAACCUGAAAUCCGUUCUCAGUUAUUUUCAUUUCUUUUUUCAGACACAUGACUGUAAACGUUGAUCGCGGAAUAGGCUGGGAUUCGGCAGUGAAGCAGUUACAAGACAAUGGAAAAAACAAGUUUGACGGGUUUUAUUGUUCCAAAAGGGAACAGAAAGGGAGACGGCUUUACCUUCUAGCGAUACAAAAGGAGUCUUCCACCCAUCUUUUUAACAUUACAAGGUAAAUGUAAGGGCGAAAAACUGCUUUUCACCGAUGUGAACGCCCUAAAAGUUCAAAUUUUAGGUUGGUUGUUUGGUUUAAAUACCGUAAAUCCUCUAUACAGCCCUGCCCUCUCUCUUAAAUAAGCACCUUCCCCUCUAACGUUUCAUCUGGACUAAUCCGGUAUGCUUCAUUAACCAGAUUCAGAGACUUGAAGUUGUGAUUUCUUCCUGUAAACGAUAAAGUACAUGCGUUUAAGCCUCCCAGGAUCUAAGCUCCCGGCGCGUCCAAACGAAUUAAAAUGAAUUCGAUUUAUUAGGACAUUUUGAAGCUUGCUUAAAAACCGGUAAAUGCUAAAGGUUUCUUGUUCAGCACUGCUAUAGAAUGUUUCGAAGCGCCUUUUCUAUUUCGGUUAUUAGCCCCUUCGUUUAUUAGCUCUCUUAAAACCCCUUAAGAAAAUGUAUAAACCCAGGGCUUAUAAGCGACAUAUUACGGUGUGGAAUUUCUACCCAAAGAUAAUUUCCGCUUUUACUUCGUUUUGUUUUUGUGCAGACCAAACACAGGACGGUCUCCUUUUGAAGAAGAAAAAACCGAUCUUCUGCACAAGUACAACAGGAUUUCACUGGAAGAUGCAGGUAAGGGAGGCGGGCCUAGUCAGGCUAUAUUUUGUAUCUACCACCAGGAAGCCGUGUGAAAUCAGAAGUGCUGUCCGCGUGUUUUACUGUGAUUUGUUUGAAAUCUAGUACACUUCACGGGUGCCAGCCCGUCCUAAUUUGUAAAAGGUAGGCGAAUAUUCCUGGAGCUAAAUUCUCAAAAAGUGUAGUUAUCUUCAAAAAGAUAAAUAAAAAUUCGUCGUCGUCUCGUGCAGUGGACGUUAAAGAAAUGUACUAAAAAGUGUGGUGUACGUGCAGAGCCGUAUUGUUUUGUUCAUAAAAUGAAUUUUUUGACGUACUCGUUGCCGUCGUCGUUGUGGUUGCAGAGCUUUUAAAAUAAAAGCCAUUAAAUAAAAAAAUUUCUUUUGUUGUAACUUCAUGUUUUGCUAAUCGUUUAACAGGUUACACGAAAAGCAAAACUCGUGAAAUGUCAAGUACUUUGAUUGGUCAGGAACUAAAUGCUGUUGUAUACUUUUGAUUCAUUAGAAGCUGGAUGGAAAGCACAGUACGAAAGAACCAGAGAUCACUGUAUUCACGGAUUAGGCUGCAAGACUGGACCUUCUUGUAAAAGUAAGUGAAAACUUUAUUACAGUGGUGUAUUCCUUAGAAGUCUCCUUAAGAGACCACGAGGAAGUGACUCGACAAAAUGAUUUAAUCCUUCUUUAAAAGAAUAACUCCGACAAUUUGUUAAUGAAUGAACGAAUAAACUUUAUGAACGUGUCAAUACAAUAUCUGGUAGAGAGGAAUCCCUCAUCUAAUAGGGGACACCUAAAGCGCGAUACAAUGAUGACAUUCAGUUGCAAUAAAACGAAUUUUUUAAAUUUACAGUGAGCACGAUACAAUGAAAAGUUAUCAACUUGUUAGUGGCUAGCUUUAAAAAUUACGUAACGUUGAUGGGUAAUGCAGUCCAUGAUUAAGAUAUGGUCAUGCUAUCUUUCUUUAUCUCAUCCCAUCCCAUUCCAUUCCGUUCCGUCCUAUCCUGGCCUGUUCAUUAGAAAGAAAAGACAGCAUAAUAGCAUUCCAAUAUCAAUACCUUAUAUGGUUACUUGGUAUUGGCCAUUUUGAGGUUGCGGGUCAGGUUCAGGUUGUUGGUAUGUCGAGAGCACUUUGAUCCCUUUUGGGACGCUAUGGCUUCACUCAUUGGCUGUGACGAGGUUGCGCAAGAAACUGGGUUAAAAUUUCUCUCGCAAAACAGUCCCAUAGUGCAAUUGGACUGGCCACUCUGUGGUCAAGAGUGAUAUUUCACAUAUAUUUACAUGAAGUCAAACGGCAACCAUAAAAUGGCUAAUCAUUGGAUCGAUCACCGUUUCUGGAAAAACUCCCAACCUCCGAACCCCUAACCCAUGUUUCUUUCCUAAAGCCACCCGUUAGGGAGAAACGAGAGUUAAGGUGGGUUGGGAAGGACCCAGAAACUGUAAAUAAUUCGACGAGAUCCCGUUUUUGUUUGUUUGUCAGCCGGCUGUCGCAUUACUCAGAUCCAUUUAUUGUGUGGUGGGAUUAUUCCCUUGCUGUCUGCUUUGGAGAUGGCCAUGGCUGAAAGUGCUGAUAAAAUUGGUCUCAGGUAAGUGACUCUUAACCCCUUCGCUUCCAAAAGAACUGAUUAUCAAAAGCAUGAAUCGCUCUAAAAGCCAAAGUACUGCUAAAAAGGUUAUUUAAGCAAUAGACAACACUUUCUAUGGGUUUACCGGCUUGAUAACCCAAGCGGAAUGUUGGGAGAACACGCGAAAGGCUGUAAAUCACGAGCUGAAGGCGAGUGAUUUACAAACUUUUCGAGUAUUCUCCCAACAUCCCAAGUGGGUUAUCACGCCGGCAAACCCAUAGAAAGUGUUGUCUCUUGCUUAAUUAUAAAAUAACUGUAAGUUUUCUAUGAGUUUACUGGCACAAUAAAGCAUACGUUUUUAACCAAUCAGAACGCGCGUACUAUGUUAGUUAUUUAAUAAAUUUGAAUGGUCAAACAAUGUAUUCACAGUAUGUGUUAGCGGUUGAUACUUUAUACGUCUGGGGACUUCCGUUCCCGAGGCGUGAGUUUUGGUCGUGUUAUUGUGUUUGCUUCUUGUCGCCGAGCUGUUUUCCUAUUUCCUUUUUGUUGCAGCAAGGAAAGUGGAUCUCUGAGAGUAGUCCGCGUUGAGCUAGAUAACGGUCAGCGGCUGGUAGGUUUGCGUUACCCAGAGCAACUCAUACCGGAGGCUACAUUGUUUUUGAAGGAGCAAAAGUUGCUCGACGCCGUUAUAGUAAGUAAAUAUUGAUUUGUAUAAAGGAAAGUGUAAAAAAUUCUCGUCACACACAAAAAUGUUUCCUUUCGGCCAAGCACUCAUGUUAAAGAACAGUUCCCGACCGGUCCUUAAUUCUAGCAGCUUCGAACGAUUUGAUAACCACACUCAGCAAGCGUUAGCGAGAGUCUGGUUAAAAUUUUUAUCGUGCUUUGCUACUGCUUCUAGGCUUCAACUUUGAACCGGGUUAGGUAUUGUUUUGACUUAAGCGAUUAUCUGUUUUUUUUUUCCUUUAUUUUCUAGGACAAACAAAAUGGUGUUUUGAGUUCAACAGAACCUUCUCUUAGACAGCCAUCAAGCGCCAGCCGAGCGUUUGAGGAAGCGGAAACGCCCAUCAACCAAAGGACGUUAACUAAGGCUACUACUCCUCCUGUAACUAUAAAGAAUUUCUUUAAACCGAAGACUGUUGAGCGAUCGCCUUAGAGUAAUAAAAGUGCAUCAGAAGAUCAGGAUGUUAAGGAAAAGAGCGGGGAAAAUGACUGCAAUGAGAUCGAAAAUCAAGAAAUCGAGAACAACGCCAAAAACAGCACUGAUGAAAAACAAGCAACGACCAAAGUAAGUAAGAAGGAAGUCAAAUCAAUAUACUUUAAAUCGAAGGGAAGAGAAAAGGAAGAGCUCCCGGAAAAUAAAGGACCUUUCAAAGGUGCUGCUAAGUGUAAUGGUCUCGUGCGCCACCUUUCGGAACCCCUUUCGAAAGAGAACCUUCAAGGAAAGAACUCUUUGAAACGAACUAGUUCUGAAGCGUCGUCAAGGGCGAUUAAGCGACAGAAGCAAUCGAGCAUUUUUUCUUCGUUUGGGAAAAAGAGUGACAAAGAUUCUAAGGACCAAAUGGAGAAGGAAAUUCUCUGUCCUGUUUGUGGGGAGAAAUUUGCGAGCGGAUUGAAAAAUUCUGAUAUCAACGAACACAUCGAUAAUUGUCUUAUUAAAUCAUAA